UUAGGCGGCCGCGUGCUUCUGUUGCCAGGGAGCCUGGAUAGAGGCGGACAAGAAACAGAUCCAGAACCUUCUAUCAAACACGCUUCUGAUUUCGUUGAGAAUCUCCGACUGUUCGAGAUUUUUUUUUCAAGUCCGACCCGUUAAAUCGGUGAAUUUGUUUUCGCACUAAUAAUAAAACCCUCGGAAAUGACUGAAGCAGCUUUCGACAAUAUGCUGCUCGCGAUGGCACAACAACUGGAAGGAGGAGUUGGCGAGUUCUUGGACACAAUUUUUAGUUUUCUGGCCAGAAAAACAGAUUUCUACUCAGGUGGCGAUGAAAGCAUUGCUAGAUCACUCAUUAUUGAGAAGUAUAACAAAUACAAGCCAAAAGCAGCACAAGUCAAAGAGCAAAAAAAGGCUGAAAAUGAAGACGCUGAUAGAAAACGGAAAGAAAGGGCUAAGAAGGAAAAGGAAGCUUUGAGCAAAUGUGAGGUCAAAGAGUUAACAGAUGAAGAGGCAGAAAAGAUUCAAAAACAACUUGAUGAGGGAAAGGAAAAUUCAGCCAAUGGAGUUAGCACUGAAGAAAGAGGCGAUGGAGAUAAGAAACACAAGGGUGAAGAAGAUACUCCCUCAACUUCAAAAGAUGAGGAUGAUGAGGAGGACAAAGGAAAGCUAAAGCCUAACAGUGGAAACGGUUGCGAUCUUCCGAACUACAGGUGGACACAGACACUUAAUGAAAUUGAGCUCCGGGUCCCUUUGAGAGUCAAUUUCAAAGUCAAAUCCCGCGACGUUGUCGUCGAUUUACAGAAAAAGUCGAUUAAAGUCGGCCUGAGAGGCCAUCCGGACAUCAUAAACGGUGAAUUCGAGCAUGAGAUUAAAUUGGAAGAAUCGACCUGGCUUUUAGAAGACGGAAACUCUCUGCUUAUUAACAUAGAAAAGGUCAAUCAAAUGGAAUGGUGGUCCAAAUUGGUGAUGACAGAUCCUGAAAUCUCCACUAAAAAGAUUAACCCGGAACCGUCGAAGCUUUCCGACCUGGACGGAGAGACGAGGGGUCUCGUUGAAAAAAUGAUGUACGACCAGAGACAGAGGGAAUUAGGCCUUCCAACCUCUGAAGAACAAAAGAAAAAGGAAAUGUUCGCCAAGUUUAUGGAACAGCAUCCGGAAAUGGAUUUUUCCAAAUGUAAAUUUAGUUAAACGCAUUUUCAGUUAUAAAACCAGUGCUAUUUCAUUCCUUAUGCAUCUACAUGAAAAUCUUUCUCGGUCAAAACAAUAAAUAAAUAAAAUUUUC
This is a messenger RNA of Cimex lectularius (bed bug), 1267 nucleotides long. It is a transcript of the gene nudC, whose product is annotated as nuclear migration protein nudC. Gene Ontology annotation, cellular component: cytoplasm. The transcript is spliced from 7 exons. The coding region runs from base 187 to 1173 and encodes 328 amino acids. Gene Ontology annotation, biological process: protein folding. The record is from RefSeq and is a predicted model, not a curated record. Lineage: Eukaryota; Metazoa; Arthropoda; Insecta; Hemiptera; Cimicidae.